AAAAAUUAAAUAUUGCAGAGUAAUUUAAUUCGUUCGAUCUGUUCCUGUGCUUCCCCUUCUCUGCGGUUGCUAGGGUUUCGUCGUCGUGAUCGUGAUGGAGGACACGAAGCCGAGGAAAGAGUCUCGGCGGAGCAAGGAGGAGAGGAGCGGCGACCGGCACCGCGAAAGGGACAGGGACACGGACAAAUACCGGGACCGGGAGGAUCGCGAGAGCCGGCGUUCCGAUCUGGAACGCAGCGUCGAUGACAAGGAACACAGGCAUCGUGACAAGCACCGGGAAUCUCGUCAUCUCAGGGAGAGGGAGAAGGAGCGUGCCAAGGAGAGAACCAAAGAUCGGGAAGAGAGGGAUAGGGAUAAAGAAGAAAGGGAAAGGGAGAAGGAGGAGAGAACGAGGGAGAAAGAGGAGAGGGAUAGGGAGCGGGAAAAAGAGAAGGCCCGGGAGCGGGAGGAUCGAGAAAGGGAGAGGGAGAGAAAGAGGGAGGAGAGAGAGCGAGAUAGGGAGGAGAGGGAGAAGGAAAGAGAAAGAGAGAAGGAGAGAGCCAGGGAGAAGCGGAGGGCUCUGGACAGCGACGAGGAAGAGUAUGAACGGAAGCGGCGGCGGAGGGAGAGCUCUCAUGACCGUGAUCGGGAGAGGAGCAGCCACAGACACGGGGAGGGCAGCGAGGAUAGCAGGCGGAGCCGGGCCACCGACAAAGAGUCUGAUGUUAAGGAAACAAAGACCCGUGAGGAGGUACUUGAAGAGGAGCAGCGGAAAUUGGAUGAAGAAAUAGACAAGCGGCGGCGGAGAGUCCAAGAGUGGCAGGAGAUGCGGAGGAAGAAGGAAGAGGAAGAGAGGGAGAAGAUGGGCUCUGAGAAUGGCAAAGAGGAUGAAGCCAUGUUGGGAAAGAAUUGGACUUUGGAAGGAGAGUCUGAUGAUGAGGACGCUCCUCCAAAGUCUGAUAAGGAUAUAUCUGUUGAUGGGGAUGGUCUCAAGCUGAAAGAUGGGAAUGAUAAUGAUGCUAUGGACGCCAUGGACGAGGAUGCUGCGAAUGGACAUAUUGGUACUAAGGAUUCUGAAGGAGGAAAUGAUGAUGACGAAGAUGAAAUUGAUCCACUUGAUGCUUUCAUGAACUCUAUGGUGCUUCCAGAAGUCGAGAAGCUGCAGAGUGCUGAGAUAGCUGCCAAGCCCCAUGAAAAGAAAGGUAUCAUGACAAAAGCUUCUAAGGAAGCAUUUAGUAAUGGUGAUCGGUUAAGAAAAGGUGAGAAGAAUGCAAUGGGUAGGAUAAUUCCUGGUGAGGAUUCUGAUUCUGACUAUGAGGAUCCUGAGAAUGAGGAGGUUGCUCUUGAAGAUGAAGAUGAUGAAGAGUUCAUGAAAAGAGUGAAGAAGACAAAGGCAGAAAAGCUUUCUAUUGUUGAUCACUCAAAGAUACAAUAUCCACCGUUCAGGAAAAAUUUGUACAUAGAAUUGAAGGAGAUCGCUAGGAUGUCAACUGAGGAGGUUUCAGCCUAUCGGAAGCAGCUUGAAUUGAAGAUACAUGGGAAGGACGUGCCCAAACCUAUAAAAACUUGGAGUCAAGCUGGACUGGGUACCAAAAUUCUUGAUACAAUCAAGAAACUAAGCUUUGAAAAGCCUAUGUCUAUUCAAGCCCAAGCUCUCCCCAUCAUUAUGAGUGGACGAGACUGCAUAGGAAUUGCAAAAACUGGUUCAGGUAAGACACUAGCUUUUGUUUUGCCAAUGCUCAGGCAUAUCAAAGACCAACCUGAGGUGGUGUCUGGUGAGGGCCCUGUUGGACUCGUCAUGGCUCCUACCAGGGAGCUUGUUCAACAGAUUCAUAAUGACAUCAAGAAAUUUGCAAAGCCACUAAACAUCAACUGUGUGCCAGUCUAUGGAGGUUCAGGUGUUGCUCAGCAGAUCAGUGAGCUCAAGCGAGGGACUGAGAUUGUUGUCUGCACUCCUGGUCGAAUGAUAGAUAUACUUUGCACAAGUGGUGGGAAAAUUACUAACCUACGUAGGGUGACCUUUUUGGUAAUGGAUGAAGCCGAUAGAAUGUUUGACAUGGGCUUUGAGCCUCAAAUCACCAGGAUAAUCCAGAAUACAAGGCCAGAUCGCCAAACAGUUCUUUUUUCAGCUACAUUUCCUCGCCAAGUGGAAAUAUUAGCUCGCAAGGUGUUGAACAAGCCUGUUGAGAUCCAAGUUGGUGGAAGAAGUGUGGUUAACAAAGAUAUAACUCAACUAGUUGAGGUCAGACCAGAAAGUGACAGGUUUUUACGAUUGCUAGAAAUCCUCGGCGAAUGGUAUGAGAAGGGGAAGAUUCUUGUUUUUGUUCAUUCUCAAGAUAAAUGUGAUGCUCUCUUUAGGGAUUUACUUAAGCAUAGUUAUCCUUGUCUAUCCCUUCAUGGUGCUAAAGAUCAGACUGACCGUGAAUCUACAAUAUCUGAUUUUAAAAAUAACGUCUGCAACUUGUUGAUUGCUACAAGUAUUGCAGCUAGAGGUUUGGAUGUGAAAGAGCUUGAGCUAGUUGUGAACUUUGACGUUCCAAAUCACUAUGAAGACUAUGUUCACCGUGUUGGCCGAACUGGACGAGCUGGGCGAAAAGGAUGUGCUAUCACAUUCAUUUCACUGGAAGAUGAACGCUAUGCUCCAGAUUUAGUGAAAGCCUUGGAACUUUCAGAACAAGCUGUUCCAGCAGAUCUGAAGGCAUUAGCUAAUGCCUUCAUGGCAAAAGUGAACCAGGGAACAGAGCAAGCUCAUGGAACUGGUUAUGGAGGAAGUGGUUUUAAAUUUAAUGAAGAGGAGGAUGAAGCAAGGAAAGCUGCUAAGAAAGCUCAAGCAAGAGAAUAUGGGUUUGAGGAAGAUAAAUCUGAUUCAGACUCUGAGGAUGAAGGGAUCAGAAAGGCUGGUGGUGAUCUGUCACAAGCUGUAGUUUCUGCCCAUGUUGCAGCAUUAGCUGCAGUUUCGAAGGCAGCAAAUACCUCAAUGCCUACCCAGGUUGUCACCCCAUUGCCAUUUACUGCUGCCCUACCUUCUGCAAAUCUUUCCAAUGUAGCUGCUCUGUCUGCUGUUCCCUCUGUCACUGCUUUGCCUGGUGAGGCUGCUGCUAGAGCGACUGCAAUAGCUGCUGCUUUAAAUUUGAAGCACAAUUUGGCAAAGAUACAAGCUGAAGCUAUGCCUGAGCACUAUGAAGCUGAGUUGGAGAUUAAUGAUUUCCCACAGAAUGCUCGGUGGAAGAUAACACACAAAGAGACAUUAUGGCCAAUUUCCGAAUGGACAGGAGCUGCAAUUACUACUAGGGGUCAAUACUUUCCACCAGGAAAGAUUCCUGGUCCUGGAGAACGCAAACUCUACUUGUUUAUUGAAGGUCCCACUGAGUCUUCAGUUAAGAAAGCCAAAGCUGAGGUGAAAAGAGUUCUUGAAGAUUACACAGCUCAAGCUUUAAAUCUUUCUGGUGCUUCCCAGCCGGGCAAGUAUUCUGUAAUUUGACAACCAUGUUCGUUAUUAUCUAUCUUGAAUGAAGUUGGUGGGGCCGAUUGUGCUUAGGAUUCUGCUUCCUCUUAUGAAUUUUGCUAGCAUUUCGUUUAGACAUGUACGGUAUAUUUAUUCGGCUGUUAUCGUGAACAUGUCUGAUUUUCUCAUGGUAUACCACCAUCUUCCUUUUGGGGACUUGGUUUUUCAUACUGUUAUUUUGCUCAAGCUACUAUACAUCACAUGUAAUUAAUCUCUCAUCAAUCCAUUUCUUGCUUAUGGGAAACCUUUGUUA
Molecule: messenger RNA, 3737 nt
Organism: Zingiber officinale
Lineage: Eukaryota; Viridiplantae; Streptophyta; Magnoliopsida; Zingiberales; Zingiberaceae
Product: DEAD-box ATP-dependent RNA helicase 42-like
Exons: 1
Coding region: 95-3460 (1121 amino acids)
Biological process (GO): mRNA splicing, via spliceosome
Cellular component (GO): nucleus
Molecular function (GO): nucleic acid binding; ATP binding; RNA helicase activity
Source: RefSeq, a predicted model, not a curated record